Messenger RNA from Eucalyptus grandis, 1074 nucleotides. Its product is annotated as receptor-like protein 7. NCBI's taxonomy places the organism in Eukaryota, Viridiplantae, Streptophyta, Magnoliopsida, Myrtales, Myrtaceae. The transcript has a single exon. The record is from RefSeq and is a predicted model, not a curated record. Gene Ontology annotation, molecular function: protein binding. The coding region runs from base 1 to 1074 and encodes 357 amino acids.
AUGAAACUUGGAGCGCCGCUUCUCAUGGCGGUUUCGCUUAUCCUAGUCCACCCCGUUUUCUCCAAUGCUGCCGCGAGGGUGACCUCGAGGAAGCCAGAAUGCCACGAAGACGAGAGGUCGGCCUUGCUAGAGUUCAAGAGAGCCUUCUUCAGCGAGAGCUUGUGCGAGUCCUACGAUUACCUCGUGACCGCGAAGCUAGAAUCAUGGCAGGCGGUGAAGGGAGAAGCCGGGGAUUGCUGUGCUUGGGAUGGCGUCGAGUGCGAUGAGGAGACAGGCCGUGUGAUCAGCCUCGACCUCGAGAAUAGCUGCCUCCUUGGCCCAAUCGACUCUAACGCCAGCCUCUUCCGUCUUGUUCACUUGCAGAGGCUCAACCUCGCGGCCAACGACUUCAGAUCGUCCCAAAUACCAUCUGCCAUAGGCAAUCUCCAGGAGCUAACGAGCUUAGUCCUCUUCCAAUCUUCGUUUCAUGGACAGAUCCCGUGGGAAGUCCUGAACUUGACCAACUUGUCCUUCCUUGAUCUUUCUAAUAAUGCCCUGGAGCUCAAGAGUCCUAGUAUAGAGAACCUAGUCCGCAGUCUGACCAAAUUGGAGGGACUCAACCUCUGUCAAGUGCUCACGUCGAGUCCGCUUCCUGACGCGAUUGCAGAGCUGUCCAAUUUGACCUCCCUAUUGCUUGCCAACUGCAGUUUGCGAGGCGAGCUCCCUAUGGCCACCUUCGAGUUGCCGAGGCUCAAAACUCUUGACGUGAGCCUCAACAAGAAUCUCUCCGUCCGUAUGCCAGAGUUUCGUCAGAGCAGCCGGCUAAAGUCAUUGUCGCUUUCCUGGACUAGGUGUUCUGGUCAGCUCCCAAGUUCACUUGGCAACCUGAGUUCUCUAAUUGAGUUGAAGAUCGCAAGCUGUGAGUUAUCAGGGAUCAUUCCAUCUUCAGUGGGCGAGUUGGCUAGGCUUUAUACGUUGGACUUGAACGGGAACCAGUUGACAGGUGAAAUCCCACCUUCGCUUGGGAAGCUCGUCAGACUUGGCUAUCUCGAUCUUAGCUCCAAUCAACUCUCUGGGAAAUCCCAUCUUCUUUGA